Messenger RNA from Rhagoletis zephyria (snowberry fruit fly), 4622 nucleotides. RefSeq names its product Coiled-coil and C2 domain containing 2A (gene Cc2d2a). Gene Ontology annotation, biological process: non-motile cilium assembly; protein localization to ciliary transition zone. The record is from RefSeq and is a predicted model, not a curated record. NCBI's taxonomy places the organism in Eukaryota, Metazoa, Arthropoda, Insecta, Diptera, Tephritidae. Gene Ontology annotation, cellular component: ciliary transition zone.
CACGAUGUUGCCUUGGAAACCCACUAAAACGGGCAAACAUUCCACUUUACACAACAAAUGCAAAUCUUCCAUUGUGAAAGUUUCCACGUUGACUAAAUAAAUUGAAAUUAAUUUAAAAAAAAUCGAAUAAUGAGCGGUCGUCAAGCUCAACGCCGAAAGAAGCAAGCGAAGGGCAAACGGCUAAAGAACCAAACGCAAACCAGUCGCACAAAGUCCAAGCGUCGCAAAUCGCGACCCAGCCGCGAGUACCAGGACAACGAGCGUGAGGUGCAACUGCUGCUGGAAAACACAAGUCUUUCGAUCGACAGCAGCCCGCAAUCCCGUCACGCAGAUGAGCUAGUACGUAGUUUGGACUUCUUUUGCCGCAACAAUGAGGAGGAGUUGAUACAAACAGCGAGCUCUGCAACGCGUAAGUUGAAAUUGAAACGAGAGCACAUCCAGCGGCAAAGGGAUAGUUAUGAAGGAAGUAUUGAUGAAAAUGCUGAGGAGGCGGAAGAGGACGCAUCGCAGGAUGACCUAACAGGCGCCGAUACGCAGGACGAUGAUUCCUCCAGCGGCAGCGAGCACACCGCCUCAGCUGCAUCUACGCAGCAACGUGAACACACCGCUUCUACAUAUAUACAAGUGGAUGAAGAUGUGCUAGUACGACUGCGUGCGGCUGACAAAUUUAUGCAAGACACUACGUUGCUUUUCAAACCUGGCACCACUCUCAUGCCGGAUAUCGCCUUGGCUGCACGUACCGCUGAAGAUGCUGGUAAGCUAAAGUCAUUGCGCGCCAACACAUGUCGCAUGCUCAACCGUUAUCAAGCAGAGCGGCGCGCAAGAGAUGAGCCGGUGUGCAAAGAGUUAGUGGAACAGCUCAAGCGCGUACAAUCGGGCGCGUCGCUUUAUAUGAAAGACCGAACGCUCUAUCGCAGCUUUUGCACCCACAAAUUUCAUCCGAUCUUCUGCGAACCAACGCGACAACCGGACGAGAUACCCACACGCAAAUUCGUGCGCAUAUACUUGAAGGAGCUGCUCUUCACCGCGCAUCCACAUUUGCUGGAAGAACACCGUAUCUCAAAUGAGCUGGAGGAGCUUUACGAGCAGUAUGCGCAUCGCCAGCAGGAGCGUGUUUGUGAGAAACUGCGCGCACAGCUGCAAACGGAGCGCCGUGUAGUAAAUGAGCUGCUGCAGCGCGAGGCGAACAGCAGCGCUGAGCUAGAGUUGGCGAGCACAAAAGAGCGGCGUGCGCGCAAACUCGAGCAGCAGCUGCACGGUGUGCGUGUGCUACGCAAUACGCUCUAUGCGGAAGAGGCGCGUUCCAAGCGGCUACUAAAAGAUAUACUCGACAUUUGGGUGCGGUUGAAGCAGCUACGGAAAACGCAGGCGUAUCAGUGCACGCGCUUCAAGCUGCGCAUCAGAGUGGAGGAAGAUGCAACCAAUGCGGCGGCGGAAAGUCAUCGCUGGGCGGAACGUUUCGAAACGGAUUUGAAUGAGAUUUAUCGCGAAGAGUUGGAGAUUUACUAUCGCGCCAAGCGACUGUGGAAGUCGCGCGAUCGCAAGGCGGACUUGGCAGAGCUUCCGGUGAAGCCACGCAAACCGGACAUCACGCAGCUAUCCACGGAACUGCGCGCCAAGCUGGCCGAGUGCUUGUGCGUGCCGGGCGAACCCAAGAUCCAUGUGCAACUACAUCGCGUCUGCAAUGAGGAGUUCUACAAUCUGCCUGGGCUGCGGCGUCUAAAAAGUUUCUUUAUGAAAAUAUAUUUCGAUGGCGAGUUUGUUAGCGCAACGCGGAGCUAUCGCAUCGAACCCGAUUUACGGCUACCAAUAAACGAGGUGUUUGGCGUGUUUCUGGAGCGUCGUAUGCCAAGAGACAUACGCGUAGCGCUCUACGAAAAGUUCCGGCUGCAUGCGGCGCGCAAAGUUGUUGACAUCCAAGUGCCAGUACCGCACGCGCUGCAGACUGCUGACACGGAGGAGCAACGCGUCACAUUUGAGACGCAAAAACUGCCUAAGGUUAGCGGUCGCCUCACUAUACGUUUCCAAUGCGAGGAGCAGACGGAUUUCGGUGCUCGCUGGCAUGUGCCAAGCAUUACAACCGCCGCCGAGUCGCUAACAAGCUCACCUUCAAUUCGAGCACGUGCACGAAAAUUGCAAGUGGAACAGUUGUUUGCGGAGUUUGACGAAAAUGUUUCACAUGUCGAUGAAGACGAGACGACAACUGAAGCAGCAGAGCCCACAGAAAGGUCACUAACCGAGCCAAUUCGCACCUGCACGUUUGAAGAGGAACUCCUACAAUUCUGCGCCGUUGGAGAGUUAGAAAACAAUCGGCGCUACAAGCUGCUACGUUCGCGUUAUUUGAAAAAUGAUGCACGCACGCGUGACCUGCGCUUCAUAGCACCGCUCGACAAUGAGCUCGAAUUCGAUUGGCCCGACAAGGAGGAAGCGGUCAUUGAAGCAGGCGAUUGGAUGGAUGCGAUCGACUUGCACAAGCAUGAGGGCAAGAAAUAUCUGAAGGAACUUUAUGAAGUGAUACGUAGCCAGUGCGCACGUUUGAGCACAGCAGCUGCGAGUGUGGAACAACUACUGAUCGGAGAUGUGCCGGCCAGUUGGAGCACUUUCUUCCAAGCUUUAAGUUUAAUUUUCAACCCGAAACGUACACUAAGAGCGCCACUGAGCCAACAACCGGUCGUAACGCAUGCGCUAUCAUUGGAUAUGAAUGCUUGCCAAAACUUCAGGAUCGUUUUGAAUGUUGUGCGCGCCACUGGGAUACCGGUGCGCAUGCCGAGCUCAGCGGAUAGCGAGAGUAAAGAGCGCAGUAACGAAAGCCCAAAUAUGUUCGUGAGUCAACUUUAUAAAUACUCCAACGUCCGACCUUUCAUCGCUUUGAGAUACAAUGACAAGUUUUGUCGCUCGCUAACUGUCGAGGGCUCGAAUCCGACAUGGAAUGAACAGCUUAUUUUAGAGUUAAGCGGUAGCUUAGCUGAUCUGCGCGAUGAUCUCAAGAUUUCACUUUUCGACGAAGUGGUCGAGAACCACGUUAACGAGGAUCUUAGCGUGCGCAAUAUGGAUAUUUAUCAGCGCAUACAAACCAAUUGGUUGGGUGAAUAUCGUUUUCCGAUCCACGCAUUGCUGUCGCAGCAAAAGGUUUGCAGAAUGUCUCACACGCAGUUCGAUUCCCAACUCGCUGCCAUUUAUUUUAUUUUUCUCGGUUUCCAGCUUGAGGGUGUGCUCGAACUCAAUACCCCCAAAGUGCUGCUCGGCUACAAACAACCCACGUUGGAACACAUCACUUCGCAAGCUGACGUCAAUAUAACCAUCGAGCAAUUCCCCGAAAUCAAAGAAACCGUACGCCUCUGGUACUACAUGAGCAUUGAGCCGCAUGUAACGCUGCCGCGUCUAAAUACCGCUUGCCUCGAAUGCGCCGAACUGAAAGAGGUGCGUCGUCAGCUGCAACAAUGGUGCCUACAAGUGCAGGAGCUGCGUCCACAACGUUACAUCGAACCGCUGGUUUGCACAGCCAAGGGUAAGCGUGUAUGCCUGACGCGUCUCCUAGAGCCAGUACCACUGCCGCUGGAGACGAGCGAACAUCAAUUGGAGCUGGUCUGCCGUUUUGUCGCGCAGCUGAAUGUGUUGAAGGGGUUCGAUCCUUGUGCAUCCUUCGAAGGUAUUUGGCUAAACAAUCAGUGUGUACUGGAUACCAAUUGGGGUACGGUGAAGGAUUUGGGUGUGCUGCUGUGUAAUUUCCUGCUCAGCAUUGGUUUGAGUUGCUGGUUGGUGCUUGGCUUUGCGGCAGCGUAUGGCGAAUGUGCUUUUGUUUUGUUUAGAAGUGAGGAGGGUGAGCUGCUACUGAUCGAUCCGUACACUGCCAAGCGUUAUGGCACACGUGAUGCCUUUUGUCCGCUUUAUAAGAUAUGCCUUGUGGUGGCGCAGGACAAUUUAUAUUGCAACAUACAGGCUGAAUCACGCGUGACAAUGACAAAUUUUAAUUUCAACGAUGCAUCCUUUUGGCUGCCAGCCUUCAGUAAACGCAACCCUGCUCCUUUAGGUGGCGUACAAAAGUUGAACUAUAGCUAUCAGCUUAGCUGCAAUACUUUUGAAUUGAAGCGCAAUAUUGAGCGCAAAGUAAUGAAGAAAAUAAAUUCGUGGCGCGCAAUGCGUAAGACCAUUUGGAAUCGCGCUUUUCAGCCACGUCUUCAAAGCAUUCUUCAGAACUUGGAGCAGUUUUGUACUUCCGGUAAUGGUUCAUACGCGGAGGCCAAAUAUGCAGAUCAAAUAGCAGCCGAGUUCCCUAAUUAUAAGAUCUACGGUUAUGCGCUCAACUUUCCCUACACAAAUUUAACAUCAAUUUCGGAGCGUAUCAAGUCCACUGGCAUACAUUUGAAUACAGAUAAACGUGUCGAAUUUUGUUUGGCAACACACAUCCACAUUUAUCCCAACGAUGUGCUCUCAGUGUGGAUAUUUCUCAUAUCGGUAAUACCAAAUCGGUUUUAAUAGAAAUAAGAACAAUAUUUUGCGUGUCAAUAUAUGAAAGAUUUGCAGAGAGCUGACUGCAGGCCUGCAAAUAUAAUUUUAUCUAUUUUUCCGUGAAAAAAAAAUGGUUCGCUGUUACUGAUAAAGGGUUUCCUAAUAAAAUAGUG